GCAGUUUGAAUUCACUCACUCAUUUGCAUCUUUCUCUUUCAUUUCGUGACUCAUUCUUUGGAGAAGUUUCCUAUUUUAGAAGCAGGAAGCUUGAAGAGAUAAAAUGGGUAUGGGCACAAGCACUUUCGUUAUCAGAUGGGUCAAUCUUUUUACUAUGCUAUUGGCUUUGGCAGUGAUAAUAUUUGGGGUGUGGAUGAGUACACACAAUGAUGGAUGCAGAAGGUCUCUUACUUUUCCUGUCCUAGCUCUCGGUGGUUUCAUCUUCCUCAUAUCCAUAAUCGGAUUUCUUGGCGCCUGCAAGAGAAGCGUGGCGCUUCUUUGGAUUUAUCUUGUUGUGCUCCUGAUCGUUUUGAUCGCCAUUCUUGUCUUUACAGUAUUAGCGUUCAUUGUUACAAACAACGGGUCAGGGCAUACCAACCCUGGUUUAAGGUACAAGGAGUAUAAGCUGAAUGAUUACAGCUCAUGGUUUCUAAAACAGCUUAACAACACCAAUCACUGGAAAAGACUCAAGAGCUGUCUUGUUAAAUCCGAGCAAUGCAGGAAGCUCUCAAAGAAAUACAAGACCAUCAAACAGUUGAAAUCUGCAGAGUUAACCCCGAUAGAAGCUGGAUGCUGUCGACCACCAUCUGAGUGUGGUUAUCCUGCGGUGAAUGGUUCUUACUAUGACUUGAGCUUUCAUUCAAUAAGUUCUAACAAAGAUUGUAAGCUUUACAAGAAUUCGAGGACCGUCAAGUGCUACAACUGUGAUUCUUGCAAAGCUGGAGUAGCUCAGUACAUGAAGACCGAGUGGAGACUUGUUGCAAUGUUCAAUGUUGUUCUGUUCCUUAUCUUGUCAAUUGUGUACUUUGUUGGGUGCUGCGCGAGAAGGAAUGCUGCUAGUUACCGGUCAAAAGCUUAGAAGCUGAAGCUUUGCUCAUUCUAUGCUGGUGAAUGGUUUACAUGAGGAGAUUGGCUAGAGAAGGCACAAGAACAACCACUUCUCUUCAUUCUUUUUAACUCUUUGUAAUCAAUGAACUGAGACAGAUGGAUUUAAUACAUGAAAAAUUUGAUGGGAGUUUUACAAAAGUCUAGUUUUUU
Molecule: messenger RNA, 1077 nt
Organism: Raphanus sativus (radish)
Lineage: Eukaryota; Viridiplantae; Streptophyta; Magnoliopsida; Brassicales; Brassicaceae
Product: tetraspanin-10
Exons: 11
Coding region: 104-898 (264 amino acids)
Biological process (GO): auxin-activated signaling pathway
Cellular component (GO): plasmodesma; plasma membrane
Source: RefSeq, a predicted model, not a curated record